AUGGUCACCCUUGACGAGGUUACGGCCCUCCUGCAGAAGCCGACCGACGCAGCAGCAGCCUCAUCGUCAACCCUCGUCCGCGCACCCUCUCACUAUAAGCCUCUUCCCACCUUCACUCUCCCGAAAGAACGUUCCUACCAGCAGCAAUAUGCCGACGUCUACUUCCUCCGCCUCACCUCGAUCCGUCCCGCAGUCGACGCCGUCGCCGCCGAAGCCUGGGACGGCACCAUCAUCGGCGGCGAAGAAGCCCGCCACGUCAACCGCGUCCUCGACGUCCGCCAGGGCGAGCUGUGCUGGGUCACCGGCACCGUCUACAUCGACAUGCCGCUGAAGCCCAACAUCCUCGAGGACGUCUCCAAGGACCGCUGGAUCUCGGCCCCGAUCUCCACGGACCGCUACUACUCCGACGACGCCGAAAAGGACCAGGUCAUGCUCGAAGACGACUCGGGCCGCAUCCGCCUCGUGGGCGACGUCCUGAAAUCCAUCCACCUCGUGACCGGCUGCAUCGUCGGCGUCAUGGGCACCGAGAACGCAAACGGCGAGCUCGAGGUCAUCGACGUCAAGUUCCCGGACCUCGCCCCCCAGCCCUCGAGGUGGUCCCUGACCUCCCCUCCCUCAGAAGACCACGACAUGACCGGCACGACGACGACGACGCCGACGCCCUCGCAGAAGCCCUCGUCCAAGAUCGCCAUCGUCUCGGGCCUCUCCUUCUCCGGCUCGGACGCAUCCUACGCCCUCGAGCUCUCCCUCCUCCUCGAGUUCCUUCUCGGCGAGGCCCUCACCCCCGAGACCCAGUCCGAGCUCACAAACAUCUCCCGCCUCGUCAUCGCCGGCGACUCCAUCUCCACGACGUCCCCGAACCCCGCCGACGCCGGCGCCACGAACGGCAACAAGAAGGCCGCGGUGAAGAAGUACGGCUACGACGCCAGCGCGUACAACCCCCUCCCCAGCCAGCUCUUCGACGAGUUCCUCGCCGACCUGCUCCCCUCAAUGCCCGUCACCCUCAUGCCCGGCGCCCAGGACCCCGCGAACGCGAGCUACCCCCAGCAGCCGAUUCACUCGGCCAUGUUCCCGCGCGCGAGGCCCUACGCCGCCGCGCCCGACGCCAAGGAGCCCGGCUGGCUCGACACCACGACGAACCCCUGGGAGGGCGAGAUCGAGGGUUGGAGGGUGCUGGGGACGGGUGGUCAGAACGUUGACGACGUCUUCAAGUACGUCGACAGCGACGACAGGUUAGGCAUGAUGGAGGCCAUGUGCAGGUGGCGGUGUAGCGCGCCGACUGCACCCGACACACUCUGGGCCUACCCGUUCCACGACGAUGACCCGUUCGUCAUGAAGAGCUCUCCCCAUCUCUACUUCGUCGGCUGCCAGCCUGAGUUCUCGACAAAGGUCAUCGAGGGCGCUGGGGGCGAGCAGGUCCGCUUGAUCACUGUUCCUUCGUUUUCACAGACCAAGGAGAUUGUGCUCGUUGAUACGGAAACGCUGGAGACCUCCAAGGUCAAGAUCUCGGCAAUAGCAUCAUCAUGA
This is a messenger RNA of Colletotrichum karsti, 1527 nucleotides long. RefSeq names its product DNA polymerase alpha/epsilon subunit B. Lineage: Eukaryota; Fungi; Ascomycota; Sordariomycetes; Glomerellales; Glomerellaceae. The record is from RefSeq and is a predicted model, not a curated record. The transcript has 4 exons. Gene Ontology annotation, cellular component: delta DNA polymerase complex. Gene Ontology annotation, biological process: DNA strand elongation involved in DNA replication; DNA replication. Gene Ontology annotation, molecular function: DNA binding. Bases 1 to 1527 code for a protein of 508 amino acids.